AUGACGACCUUCUCGCUGGACUUUUCCAGCUUCCGCAAUGUUAUCAACAACGAGUUGACUUCCACCCCCACUACCCGCCAUAACAUCAAUCCCGCGAACUCACAGCCCAACCCUGAGGUUCCAGUCUCCACUCAGGAGGAUCUCGACCGAGCAGUCCAAGCUGCCACUGAUGCUUUCCAGAAAUGGUCCAAGACAUCCAUUGCGGAACGCCGGGCUGCAUUGGAGGCCUAUGCGAGUGGCAUUGAAGCCGUUGCCGAUGAAUUUGCUAGGACUCUCACAAUGGAGCAAGGAAAGCCUUUGAGCCAGGCUGCAGCCGAGGUUGGUAUGGCUAGCACGUGGAUUCGCGGUAUCAGUGCGCUGGAAAUUCCCCAGAAUGUCAUUGAGGAGACCGAAGAUCGGAAGAUUGUUCAGCGUUAUACCCCGAUGGGUGUUGUCGGUGCCAUUGUGCCCUGGAACUUCCCCGUGCUUCUGGCGAUUGGAAAGAUUACUCAGGCGGUGUACGCUGGCAACACGGUCAUCAUCAAGCCUUCUCCCUUCACACCUUAUUGUGGCCUUAAGCUAGCUGAGCUGGCUAUCCAGUUCUUCCCCCCUGGUGUGGUACAGUGUCUCAGUGGCGACGACUCUCUGGGCCCAAUGAUCACGGAGCACUCUGGUAUUGACAAGAUCUCCUUCACUGGUUCAAUCCUGACCGGUAAACGAGUCAUGGCCAGCUGUGCCAAAACUCUUAAGCGAGUGACUUUGGAGCUGGGCGGAAAUGACCCUGCCAUAGUAUGUGAAGAUGUUGACAUUGAUGCGGUUAUUCCCAAGAUUGGUAUUCUGUCCUACCUGUGCAGUUCUCAGAUUUGCAUGAUGAUCAAACGCCUCUACGUGCACGAAAAGAUCUAUGACGCAUUCAUGGAGAGACUAGUGGCCUUUGUGAAGAACCUGAAGGUUGGCGAUGGUACGGACGUAGAUGUCUUUGUCGGUCCGGUGCAGAAUAAGAUGCAAUUCGACAAGGCUAAGGAACUUUUCGAAACGAUCGCCACCGACAACCUCAAGGCUGCACUGGGAGGCUCCAUUGAAGACUCCGCUGGGUACUUUAUCCACCCAACCAUUAUUGAUAACCCCCCUGAAAACUCUCGGGUCGUCCAAGAAGAGCCUUUUGCUCCCAUCUUACCCGUUAUGAAGUGGUCAGACGAGGACGAUGUCAUUGCGAAGGCGAAUGCCCUAGAGACCGGACUCGGUUCGUCAGUCUGGUGCAAGGACUUUGAGCGGGCCACACGCAUUGCCGAUCAGUUGCAGUCCGGUAGUGUCUGGGUCAACUCGCACUUUGAUGUGCUUCCCAAUGUUCCAUUUGGCGGUCACAAGCAAAGUGGCAUGGGAGUUGAGUGGGGAUUGACUGGUCUCUUGGGCUACUGCAAUUCGCAAACUCAGUGGCUGAAGAAGAGCGUCUGA
Molecule: messenger RNA, 1434 nt
Organism: Penicillium pulvis
Lineage: Eukaryota; Fungi; Ascomycota; Eurotiomycetes; Eurotiales; Aspergillaceae
Product: aldehyde dehydrogenase family protein
Exons: 3
Coding region: 1-1434 (477 amino acids)
Molecular function (GO): aldehyde dehydrogenase (NAD+) activity
Source: RefSeq, a predicted model, not a curated record